GGGCAGGGGAGGGCCCCGGGCUGGGCUGGGUAGGUUCGAGUGCUAUCAUACUGCAGUAGGACCGAUCCGCGCGGGGGGGGGGUCUAAUACAUGGUGAGCCGCCGCAAUGAGUACCGUCCUGUCCCUACAUAUCCUGCGUGAGCUUUUGGUCGCGGCGGCGUCGACAGGCAGGCAGGCGAGGCGAGUCCGUGAGCGUUGCCUGGCCGGUUCACUCACCUGGUUGUUUUGUAUAUACACAGCUGCUGCUUCCUCACCUCGUCACCUUGAGCCCUCACUCGCAGUGUGCGUCGUGCAACGGCGCGCCACUUGGGAGCGGGGCAAGGUGCUGAGGAUUUGAAAAAACAGUGUAUUCGGUACAUGCAUAUUAUACUCCGUAUAUCUAUGUAGAUGGGAAUGGAUGGAUAUAGCAACAGGAUUAAACGAAAGUGGUAUCAUUUCCAGCGUGCACCCACACACAUACA
Colletotrichum navitas is the source of this 461-nucleotide messenger RNA. RefSeq lists its product as uncharacterized. Lineage: Eukaryota; Fungi; Ascomycota; Sordariomycetes; Glomerellales; Glomerellaceae. The record is from RefSeq and is a predicted model, not a curated record. Bases 107 to 337 code for a protein of 76 amino acids. The transcript has a single exon.